Branchiostoma floridae (Florida lancelet) is the source of this 2745-nucleotide messenger RNA. Its product is annotated as regulator of chromosome condensation-like. Gene Ontology annotation, molecular function: guanyl-nucleotide exchange factor activity. Lineage: Eukaryota; Metazoa; Chordata; Leptocardii; Amphioxiformes; Branchiostomatidae. The transcript has 9 exons. The coding region runs from base 160 to 1494 and encodes 444 amino acids. The record is from RefSeq and is a predicted model, not a curated record. Gene Ontology annotation, cellular component: cytoplasm.
UAUCGCGAGAUUUGGUUGCGAGACCUGCGCAGUCUCUCUGCGCAGUAGGAAAUCUUCCAUUUUUCUAGGAAAGAGACCGACAACGUGUUCCUAAAUUUCUACUAGAUUUUAGCCCACUAUUAACUUGUUUCGGCUGCAUUUAGUUAUAGAAUCAAGGAGAUGGCUCCAUCCAAGACUCGUAAGAGAGCAGCAGACUCCACGACCGAUGAUGUCAUCAAGACAAAGUCCAAGCGAGGACGACCCAGAGCCUCCGAUGUCGCAGAGCCACAGGUGAAGAGGAAACUUGAAGUCCAGCCGUCCUGUCGUACAGUUGAAGGGGUUGUCCUGACCCUGGGCCAGGGGGACACGGGUCAGCUGGGUCUAGGGGAGGACGUCAUGGAGAGGAAAAAGCCUGGGCUGGUGGCUAUCCAGGACAAAGUCAUUGAUGUGUGUGCUGGGGGCAUGCACACUGUAGCACUCACUGUCAAAGGAGAGGUAUGGUCCUGGGGUUGUAAUGACGAGGGAGCGUUGGGAAGAGACACGUCAGAGAUAGGCACUGAGACCGUCCCAGGGAAGGUGGAACUUGGCGCCAAGAUAGCACAGCUGGGCGCUGGAGACUCCCACACCAUCGCACUCACCACAGAUGGCAGGGUAUGGUGCUGGGGAACAUUCAGGGACAACAAUGGUCAGUUUGGCUUGACCAGUGACGGUAAGGUCCAGCCCAGACCAGUAGAGAUCCCCCUCCCAGCACGAGUACUGAAGAUCUCCAGUGGUGUGAGCCAUGUGGCCUGUCUGACAGAGGAUGGAGACCUCUAUACCUUCGGCUGCGGAGAGCAGGGUCAGCUGGGGAGAAUAGCCGAGUGUUUUACGGUCCGAGGGGGCCGCAAGGGACUCAGCCUCCUCGUUGACCCUGCCCUGGUCAGGAUGAAGGGUAAGAGGGGCUCCGGGAAGAGCCACAUGAAGUUUGCCGAUGUCUUCUGUGGGAGCCAUAACACGUUUGCCAUCUCAGACGACCAGGAAGACGUGUACGCUUUCGGACUGAACAAUUACUACCAAAUGGGAUUGGAAGGUGAUACAGCGAGGUAUGUGCCUGAACAUGUGGAGUCACUCUCAGGAAAGAGAUGGACUCAGAUCGAGGCAGGGCAGCAUCACACCGUGGCCUUGUCAGAAGACGGUGAAGUUUAUGUCAUGGGUAGAGGAGAGUAUGGCAGACUGGGUCUGGGUGAAGACAUGGAUAAGGAAGUCACCAAACCUACACAGCUCACAGACCUCAGGAACAUCUGUGGUGUGGCUACUGGCUCAUCGGUGUCAUUCGCUGUCAACAAAAAUGGUGAGGCGUACUCCUGGGGCAUGGGCACCAACCUGCAGCUGGGGCUAAGCGAUGACGAUGACGUCUGGGUGCCAACAAAAAUGUCGGGGAAACAGCUGGAGACCAGAGACGUUGUCCUUGUGUCUGGGGGAGGACAGCACACCGUCAUGCUGGCCAGAGACAAAGACAACAACACAGCUGCCUAGCUGUGCAAUGUUUCGUCAUUUAUAGCUGACACAAUCACAGUUUAAACAUGCUCUCCCACUCAAAAUUAUACCAAGUCUGAAUUUACAACCUUCUUCGGAAUGAAUUUUGUAAAACCUGUGACUGUCUUCAGGAAGACUGAUCAAACUCUUGUCACAUGACUUGAUGGACAUGUGACUGCAGGAAUUGGUCAAAGGUGAAUUGAUGCCUUUGAAAGCUAGUUCAUGGUUGUAAGUGCACAUGUACAGUGUGCUACAUUGUAAGUAAUGCCCUUGGCAAUACAUACAUUUAAGAAAUUGCUUUGGGUCCUCAUUUUUUAUAUAUUUCCCAAAAUGUACCAUACUGCACAUGAGCACUCCAAACAGUGCACAAGCUUUUUGUCCCAGUCACAUUUCUUUUAAGUUUUGGGUCAUUUUUUGAGUCUAGAUUAUUUUUUGUUGGAUAUCAUGUUUAAACUGUCAUCAAAACACUACAGCCAAGCUGGUCUCCAAGGCUGUGUAUUUUUAAUCUUAUCCUGUCCUGUUUUGAUAUGCCAUAUAGGACAUCUUUGUAUAAAUGGUUAAAGUCUUAAUUAGCUUCAUGAAGUAAUGUACAUUAUAGUUGUGUAUGGCAUUGUAUGUAUGUAUGUCAAUAGCGAGAAAGUAUAGGUGCGAUUGUCGUAGAUUUACAUUUGUUUGAAAUGGCCACUAGCUGCCGUUGUAUGAAUGGUUGAGAGGAAACAGCCCAGAAUUAUAGAAAGAAUCGUAUGUGAGCUACUUUGGCACUAGUAAAAGUAAGUCUUUUAACAUUAUUGUCAUCUGCUGCACUAAAAAAACUUGAUGCAAGUGUGCCUUCAAAUGAUCAGUAAAAAACACAACAUGCUGCUCUUGAAUAUUUGUAAAUGUCUUAAGGAUUGACUUCUGGCAGAUUUUAUCAUAACACCACUCAAGACUGCCAGUGUCUGUCUAAGAAAUGGAAAGACGCCUUCUUUAUUUUAUUUCAUCCAUUAUUUACGUAACUGUUGGAGCAAACAUUACUGGAAACUGAUACGUAUUCCAACUUUACUCGGAUUCUCAUUUCUUUCAUUGUUUAUUCACCUUUUAGGGCAUGAAAGUGGCAAAGAUAUUCUUUGUCUGAUUAAGCAUUGACAAGUAAAUUAAUUAACCAUAUUAGACCCAGCUAUUCUGUAAAUGUUAUUCGUGAUAUUUGUUAACUUUUCUGCCUCCGUACUUGUACAGAAGAGUUUGUGUGAAAGAGCAAUACAUGUGCUUAAA